AUGACCAGUUUCCUAAAUAAUCAAAAAUGUGAAUGCUGUGGUGCUGCAUUGUGGCUUCCUGAAUAUAAAAAGGACUUGUAUCUGCCAUGCUUGCAAUGGCCCUCUUACACAAGUGGUUUUUGGCUUGGUAAAAUUCCUGAUGAGCUUGCCUGCUUAACUUACGUUGAACAGCUGCUCAUAUCAUGUGUUCGCCACAAUCGCUGUAUAAUCAAAGUAGCCUCUGGACGGUACAAGAUGCAUGCAAAUGCAAUAACUUUCCAAAAUCCUGUUGCAAAGAUUUAUGACACUCUUCCUCCUCCUCUUGAAGAACUUGAUGAAGUCUUGGCUGUUAUGUUUACUGGACCUUGUCAACCUACCAAAAAAGACCUUCAACGUACACCAUUGCUGGUCCGUCAAAAGCAGAUUUCAAAAGCACUUGAGUGGUUAAAAUUGAACCAUUCUGACUACUUUGACAUCGGAAUAUCACAGGAGAAUUUGAGCCAGUACCCUUUGAGUGAUGCACCAGUUGUAAUUGACUAUCGUCAAUCAAUAAUAAAUAGGGAGCGAGAGGCUACAAGUGUUCAUGAUAAUGAAGAAGAGAUAGGUACCGAAGAGGGUCCUUGUACUUUUGUAGUUCAAGGGCUGACUGGAGAAGAGUAUUCUACCAUGUCUUUGGAGGCAAUAAAGGCUCGAGCACUGAAGCAUUUGACAUCUAACAAAAAAAUCAUGUUUGCAGGCCAUUCGAGGUCUUAUCAGUGCCCCCCUAAUUCCUGCAGGAAUCUGGUCAUUCCUGCGGAUUCCGGUGGAUUCCGGAGGAAUGAAAUUUGGCAGGGAGGCCUGCUAUUUUUGUCAUUCCGGUGCCUUACCAUUCCGGCGGAAUUUGGGCAUUCCGGAAUUGACACCGGAAUGUUCCGCAGGACUGACAGGAAUGGAAUGGAACGGAAUCCGGUCCUUUGUUUGUUUAUUUUACUUCUGUUACCAAACAACGGCAACGUUACCAAACAAAUGCAAUACCCUUUCCUUUCCACCCACCACCAACCACAUUGA
Molecule: messenger RNA, 1026 nt
Organism: Laccaria bicolor S238N-H82
Lineage: Eukaryota; Fungi; Basidiomycota; Agaricomycetes; Agaricales; Hydnangiaceae
Exons: 1
Coding region: 1-1026 (341 amino acids)
Source: RefSeq, a predicted model, not a curated record